Molecule: messenger RNA, 1662 nt
Organism: Penicillium pulvis
Lineage: Eukaryota; Fungi; Ascomycota; Eurotiomycetes; Eurotiales; Aspergillaceae
Product: histidine phosphatase family protein
Exons: 3
Molecular function (GO): acid phosphatase activity
Source: RefSeq, a predicted model, not a curated record
ACGUCGCUGGAAGGGGACACGUCCAAGGGAAACAAACAACCAAUUACCCCCACAAUCCCGGAGGUUCCACAUUUACCCAAAGCAACCAUGAAGAAUCUUGGAAUCACGCUGGCCAGCAUUGCUGCCACCGCGACCGCGACCGCGACUUCCAGUUCCGCCACUGCAUCUGCUCCAACAGGCUCUACAUAUGCCUCUGGAUUUGACAUGACCAGGAGCUGGGCCAAUUUGAGCCCCUAUAGAGAUGCAGAUGGUUUCAGCAUGCCCAAGGGAGUGCCUGAAGGAUGUGAACUGUCCCAGGUGCACGUUCUACAUCGCCAUGCCCAGCGUUUCCCUACCAGCUACCCACUGGAUGGUGAAGGCAUGGAGGAUUUCGCAGCCAAGGUCAGCAAUUACAGCAAGGCCCACCCAGGAAAGACUGUGGGCACAGGCCCUCUCAAAUUCCUCAAAGACUGGGAAUAUGUUCUUGGAGAUGAUUUAUUGAUGGAGAGUGGUGCAGCAACUGAGGCCACAUCCGGAGCGAGCUUUUGGAUCAACUAUGGUCGACUGUUGUACCGCGCUGGGCGGGAGAAUGUGGCUGCUUGGAGCUCAUCCUUGAAUGUGUAUUCUAACGGUACCGCCCGCGCAAAGCCGGUCUUCCGUACUACAUCACAGGCGCGUAUCCUCGAGAGCGCUCGGUGGUGGCUCGACGGCUUCUUUGGCAACACUGGCGCCAAUAGCUCUUACAGCCAGUAUGACCUCGUCAUUAUUCCUGAGGAGUCUGGUUUCAACAACACUUUGGCUUCCUAUGAAGCUUGCACAGGUGACAUGAGUGAAGGCGACGACUCUGCUGCAAUCUUUAUUGAACGGUAUACGAAGGACGCUCGUUCUCGUCUCGCGUCUUACUUCCCUAGCGAUUUCAACGUCACUGCUGCCGACAUUCUGGCUAUGCAGAAUAUGUGUGCUUACGAAUACACCAGCCUUGGCGGCUCAUACUUUUGUUCUCUCUUCACUGAGCAAGAGUGGAAGGACUUUGCAUACAACGUUGACAUCCAAUACUACGGAGACUAUGCCUACGGCUCUCCCAGUGGCCGUGCUCAAGGCAUAGGCUACGUUUUGGAACUUGCUGCUCGCCUUCAGCAAAAGCUCAUCACCUCCAGCGAUACUAGCAUCAACUACACCUACGAUAACAAUCUUGCCCAAUUCCCAUUUGGUCAGCCUUUCUACAUGGACAUGUCUCAUGACGAUAUUAUUCUGUCCGUGAUCAAUGCACUCGGCCUUGAUUACUUCAAGUUUGGUCCUCACGGUCUCCCGGCUGACAUCGACCAUGCGCCCAAACGAAACUUUUCUCUUAGUCAAAUGACACCAUUCGGCGCCCGCCUGAUGUCUGAAAUCUGGACUUGUCCUAGCAACACAUCUUUCAACGAUCUGGGACCUGUUCUGCUUAACAAUCCUACUGUCAAAUCCGGCAAGAAUGCCACGAGCUAUAUUCGCUUCGUGUUGAAUAAUGCCCCUCUGCCACUCGACGGCCUUGUGGGCUGUGAGGAUGCCAGCCAGGGCUUCUGCCCUGUUGAGAAUUUCCUACGUGGUGUGCCUACGCUGAAGAAAAAUGCUCAGUACCAGAAGGCAUGCUUCGGUAACUACACCACCGGACACCAGGUCGCUGAUGGUGUUCCUGAUUCUUGA